UUAAUUUGUCACGCGGAGGAAAUACUCGACGGUGUACUCGGCCGAAAUUGCACGUUUCGCAGCUUCAGAUCGCAGGAGCUGCGAAAGGCGCGGAGGGGGAAAGUCGUCGAGAUAUCUGGUAUAUCGAUUCAGGGUGAAUCUUCGACACAUAUACACGUAGCAUCAGUGCGCGCGCGCCAGUAACAAAGCGUGCCGGCGACGAGGGAAACCAUCGUCAUCGCCGCCGGUUUUAACUUCUGCGAGCAAGCAGGGCUCCCCCGCAGCCCGCUCGACGUUUAUCCGAGGGUGGAAAAAGAUGGGCGUUGAGGUGUUCAACUGUCUGAACAAUUAUCUGGGAGUAGAACGCUGCAAGAAGUCUUACUUAGGUGUGUUAACGAACCCGGGGACGGUGUUACGGUACGAGACAUCGUUGCAAGAUACCUGCGAGUUUCACGUUUACCUCCUCGGGAUCGUGCACAUUGCCCUGAUAGAGGAAACGGAACUCCCUAAGGGACGAGUGUGAAUCGUGCUGGCGAACGCAGUCCGUAGUGACUGAAACGAACGAUUACUGCAUUGCUAGAAAAUGUUUCUCGUUGCACCGGCCGACAACAAUCGUUGGAUCUACGCGAUGCACGGAUUGGAGAAGCCCAUGGAUCAUGUGUCCGCCGGCAGUGUCAUGGCGGGUUCCGUCGCAACUUUGGCGAUCCUCUGGGUGUCCCUGCAGACGAUGGGACUUCUGGGACAUUCCCAUUCGAUCGACGCGAACAAGCUGCCUUCUUCCCUGCAGAAUUACCUUGCCAGUUACACCGAAGUGCUUGCAGGAUUGCCAGCCUCUAAUUACGGCUCCGAGGCCAUCGUGGACACGGGUCGUUUUCAAAAUCGGAGGUUCCCUAGAAUCGACGAGGCGACUUUGAACAAUUCAAUCACGUUCGCGCAGACACUGGUCGAUCGCAUGAGUACUCUUGAGAGGAACAUUGCAAACGCCGGCAUCGAACUGGAAGCGCAGAGUCCAGCCCAAAAGCAAUACUGGGAUUCGUAUCCUUCCGCGGAUGCGUUUGACAGGAGUAUCGAUGCCAUCGUAGCAGUAAAGGCAUCGUCAUAUCUCGUUCAUCAAAAUUGCCGAAGAUUCGGGUUAGAUAAGAAUGAUUGCGCCCGUUACAUAUCGACGUUGGGCCUGCAGGGCACCCCGCUCGGUCAAUCCUGUGCCGCGGUGCACAACGUAGAGUGCGACGAAAUGUCCAAGUAUCGCAGCAUCGAUGGCACUUGCAAUAACAUCGACAAUCCGAGCUGGGGCAGCGCGAUGACCGCGUAUACCAGAGUCCUCUUCUCCCAAUACUUCGACGGCAUCCAAGAACCGAGGCACGUCGGACAAACAAAGAAACCACUACCAAGCCCGAGGUUCGUGAGCGCCGCUUUGUCCACUGCGAACGAUCAGUCGGAUGCUAGCAGGACACUUGCUAUGAUGGAAUGGAGCCAAUUCAUCGCUCAUGACAUGGCCCACACCCCAGUUCGGAAGAUGGUCUCGACUGGAAAACCGAUUUCUUGCUGCCAACCGGAUGGAGACACUCUGUCACCACGUCACAUUCACCCAGAUUGUUCUCCCAUUAGCGUGCCGGAUCGUGAUCCCGUUUAUGGCGAACAUUACGUUCGAUGUAUGAAUUACGUUCGGUCAUUACCCGUUUUGAGAUCGGAGUGCACUUUCGGACCUGUGGAACAAAUGAAUCAGGUGAGCCACUUCCUGGAUGGUUCCACGAUUUAUGGGUCUACUUUGAAGAAAUCACGCGAGCUUCGCACAUUCGAAGGCGGACGUCUUCACGUCGACAUGCGGAACAAUCACGCGUACUUGCCAAGAGCAGCUGCGGAACUCGCGUCUCAAUGCGGGGAGAACUGCUAUAAUUCCGGUGACGAUCGUGUGAACAUCGAACCCCAACUGGCUGUGAUCUACACGAUCUGGCAUCGCGAGCACAAUCGCAUCGCCGACAAGCUUGCCAGUUUGAAUCCGGACUGGACAGACGAGAUCCUGUACCAGGAAGCCAGGCGCAUCGUGAUCGCCGAGAUUCAGCAUAUCACUUAUAAAGAGUGGUUGCCCAUUUUGCUAGGCAGAAGAUAUAUGCACGCCACUGGCUUCACCGUUACAGGCAACAGUUAUAGCCGCAACUAUAAUUCUGAUGAUGAACCGGCGGUGAGCAACGAAGCCGCCACCGCUGCGCUGCGUUUCCUGAAUUCACUGAUGCAAGGGAAGUUGAGCUUGCCAGAUAAUUCCCGUCAGCAGAACAGAACGCUCCAGCUGGCGGAGCACUUCUUCAAUCCGCGCGUCAUUGAGUCCGAGGAGGUGUUCGACGGACUUCUCCGUGGUCUCGCUACGCAAACCAGUCAGAAAAUGGACAUCAGUCUCAUUCCAGACAUGACAAGCAAAUUGUACACCCGUAACGGCAAUGAUUUAGGCUUGGAUGCCAUCAGCUUAGAUAUCCAGCGUGGCCGUGAUCAUGGUCUUCCAGGGUACAAUUACUACCGCAAGUACUGCGGACUUCCUGCUGCCAAGAGCUUCGACGAUUUCUUAGAUUACAUUCCCACAGAGAUGGUGAGAAAACUGCGUACAACAUAUUCCCAUCCCAACGACGUUGAUCUUAUCGUGGGUGGCAUGGCUGAGAGGUCUGCAGACGACAGCAUGGUCGGUCCGACUUUCCGUUGCCUCAUCUACGAGCAAUUCUCCAGAUCUCGCCGCACUGAUAGAUUCUUUUACGAUUCCGCGACGCAACCGCAUCCCCUCACGCCUGAGCAACUGCUACAGAUGCACAACGUCAGCCUAGCACGCAUAUUCUGCGACAACGGUGACAACAUCACGCACAUGCAGCGGAACGUGUUCCUCAAACCGCAAGCCGGAAACGAGUUGAGGCAUUGCACAGACUUCGAGGCGAUACCGAGCGUGGAUCUAUUCGCCUGGGCGGAGAGAGCGAAGGCGUAUCGUUGAAGUUGCUGGUUAAUUGGCUGGUCACAUGCUAUAAUCGCAUCCGAUCGCCCGUGGACGUAGUGCGGGCUUGACGGAGAGAAUUUACAAGUCGUAGAAAAUGCGGAAGCGAACGCGCUAGGAGGAGCGAUUGUGUGAGACUACGUGAUACAGUCUCAUCAGAAUCGUACGAGGCGUCGCGACGGCGAUGUCAUGAUCUUCCUUCCACGAUGACCGAGGCACAAGAUACAAAAUAAGCCAACAGUGAAGCCACGUGACUAGUCGAUUAAAGAUAUCCGGCAGCCAGAACUGCAGACUGAGCGACGCAAAAGCGAAUUGAGGAUUGCAAGCCUGAACGAAACGGUCGAGUCGAUCAUCAGGAGAAUCGUGCUAGUUUUCAUCACUCGGUGACCGGUUUCACUUGCAGGACUGCAUUUCACGACAGUCUGAUAACUAUAUAGUCUGAUAUAAACGUAUCUAUAGUAGAAAUAGUCCUGUAAUCAAUCUGGAGACAUACGUAUGAGAAUGGUGAAGAAAAGUACGAGCGCGUUACGUGUAUGCUUAUGUAGAAGAUCUGUAUCGAGUCUUGGACGUACUUAGCGACUGAUCAGUUUGUGAUGAUUUAGAUUAAAAUGAGAUACGAUUCUCAUUCAAGCGGUAGUAAUAUUGCAAUAUCGUGUAAGCGAAUGAGCAAUAAAUAUAUUAUACACAUAUGAAUAUAAAAGCGGAAAUGUAGACGAAGGGAAAGACACAAAGUAUUACAAUUAUGGAAGCAAAAAAAAGAAUACAUUUUUUAUUUUAAAAUAUAAUUCGCAAGGUGGGCGGAAUUACGCUCUAACUGGAAACCAUAUAAUUUAUUAGACAGACAUAAUCGGUAUCAUAGCAGAUCUUAAACGCAAAAUGUAGAAGGGAUAUAAAAAAAACGGCGUCAGAUUUUACAUGUCUAUAAAUCGAUGUACUGCGCGAGCAUUUUUAAGCGUGUGUGCGACGUCCACAUGCAUGUAAAAUCAAACUCAUAUUUUUUAUUUUAAAAACUCUGUUGUAUAUACAAUGUCUGCAAAAUUUAUUUAUUGUAAUGUGAUCGAUUUAAAAAAAUACAAGAUUUAUGACGUUCAAGUCACAAACGACGUCCAUGUCAAGUGUAAAUACAAUUUUAUAAUUCUUAUAAUUUUUAUAAUUCUUUUGCAGGUAGAUAAGCAAACGUAUCCGAAGCUGAAUCAAGCUAUUUAUAAACGCGAAAUCUUAUACGAAUAAACAAUGUUUUAUCAAUUGUA
Molecule: messenger RNA, 4200 nt
Organism: Ooceraea biroi (clonal raider ant)
Lineage: Eukaryota; Metazoa; Arthropoda; Insecta; Hymenoptera; Formicidae
Product: peroxidase
Biological process (GO): response to oxidative stress
Molecular function (GO): peroxidase activity; heme binding
Source: RefSeq, a predicted model, not a curated record